Messenger RNA from Ceutorhynchus assimilis (cabbage seed weevil), 8987 nucleotides. The record is from the annotation of a GenBank genome assembly. Lineage: Eukaryota; Metazoa; Arthropoda; Insecta; Coleoptera; Curculionidae.
UAGACACGUGUCGAGUUAGAAAACAAAGAGAGGAGAAAAGAAAAGGAAAAUACAACACAUUCAACAGGCGAGCACAGUGCAGCAAGUGAUUUGAGUUUUGGUUUAAAAAAGCGGAUGCUGUUUAGUUUGUUUCCUACCUUGGUGGUUGGUACUCGAACGCGUUCGAAUGUUGAACACUGAAAGUUUCUCAUAAGUAACUUUCGUACUUAGUUUUUCUGAAGAAUUAAUCAAUUAAAUGUUAAAAAGUUUGUACUACUGUUAAUGUUGUAAAGUUAAAAGUAAACUUUGUGAUCCUCGUGCGGUGUUGGUUUUUUAUAAUCUCGUUUAUAAUAAUAACAAUAAUAAUAACUAAAGACAAAAGUUGAAUUAAAGAACUUUUAAAAGUGUGUUUAGAGUGUUUUAAACUGACGACAAAGACGUUUAUUUUUGUUUCGCUAUUUUUUUGAACAAUUGUUAUUUAACUUUUAUUGAAACAAUUAUUACUGGAUAUAUACAAGAUAGAAAGUGUUUUUAAAGAAUACAUUAAUUUAAUAAUAACAUUGGUUUGCUACUGUUAUUACGUGAUUUGUCCGAAUAAAAACUAUUGUUGAAAAAAACUUUAUAUCGUGUGGUAAAGAAGUACCUCUGAAACAUUUUUUUUUAUCGGCGUGCAAAUAACACCCUGACUAAAAAUAGAUUUUGUAAAGUGUUAAGAUCACGUGAAAAUAUACUUAAUUCAAGAAAAACAUCGUAAUUUUAAUAAUAAACAAAUGGAUGUUCGUCAUUGAGAGACUUUUGACAAAAUAUCUCCUCGUCAACCAGCGAACUUUUUUCUAGACAUUUUAACACACAUGGUGUCCCUGGCACUCUAGUAAAGGGGGAGCCCGGCCAUGCGCCUAGGCCUGGCUUCUCUGCUGGUCCCACUACUACUGUGUCUCUCGCAAACUCCCUCCAUCGCCGAGUCCGUACUGCCUCCUGAUUGGGCCCCGGCGACAUCAGAGCUACCCUACAACACCGACCAGAUAUCGAACUACUAUUCUUUCCUCAAUGGAUCCUCACCGACAUUUUACGAGAAAGAAAUCAACAAUAGCUUCAGUAAUGAGGACCCGGACAUCAUAUCUUCGAUGGGAACAGAUGACGUCAACAGAGAGAACCUCACCGUGGAAAACCUCAAAAAGGAACCGUCCUCGGAAAAGGUGAAGCUGGUACUUGGGUAUCUGACGGCUGUGAAGGGGGACUUAAAAGAACGACAAGGCAUAGCUAUUUCCGGUGCUAUUUCCAUGGCGAUUGAAGAGAUCAACAAUAACCAAGUUAUACUACCCAAUGUAACUCUUGAUUUGCGAUGGAACGACACGAAAGGAGAUACAGUGCUGGCCACCAGAGCUAUGACCGAUAUGGUUUGCGACGGUGUGGCAGCGUUUUUUGGACCCGAAGGCCCCUGCUAUGUAGAAGCUAUCGUGUCCCAAGCCAGAAAUAUUCCCAUGAUUAGUUAUAAAUGUUCUGAUUACAAAGCCUCGGACGUCCCCACAUUUGCCCGCACCGAGCCGCCAGAUACUCAGGUUACCAAAUCCAUAGUGUCUCUAUUGAAUUACUACAAUUGGAAAAAGUUUUCGAUUGUAUACGAAGAAGGAUGGGACACUGUGGCUCAUUCAUUGGAAAAACAAGCAGCAGCCAAAAAUAUGUCGGUGCAACACAAGAAAAAUGCUGGAGACAGGCAUAAAUGCUGCGAACAGAAUUAUAAGUGUUGUCAGCUGGGGUUUUGGUAUGAUUUUAUUCAAAAUUCGAAGAAUAAAACAAGAAUCUAUAUAUUCCUUGGUACUUCAAUUUCAUUGGUCGAUUUUAUGGGCACAAUGCAGACGGCUCAAUUGUUUGAACAAGGGGAAUACAUCGUGAUUUAUGUAGAUAUGAAUGCCUACCUUCAAAAAGAAGUUCACAGAUAUAUUUUCAAGUCCGAUGAGGUGCAAAAAUUCAAGAACUGUCAUGAACUAUCAGACUCUUCUAGUUUGGUAAAACGCGUCAAAUCGUUAUUUGUCGUGGUGCCCACGGCACCUACGGAGAACUACAAGACUUUUUCCGAAAAAGUGCGAGAUUACAGCAACAGGGAGCCAUUUAAUUUUCAAACAUCAAGUUUUCUAACUGAACAUAGUAAACGACUUUUUCAAUUAGAAAAGUUUGUCAGUAUUUAUGCGGCCUAUUUAUACGACUCUGUGAAACUUUAUGCCUCAGCACUUCAUCAUUUACUGGCCAAAGAACCCAUAAUUAAUGAUAAAGUGAUAAGGGAUAUUUCCACCAAUGGUACCAGAAUUAUUGAAACGAUUAUUACCAUCAAUGAAACCUACAGAAGUAUAACAGGAGCUGUCAUAAAACUUGACAAAAACGGCGAUUCCGAAGGCAAUUUUUCAGUACUGGCCUAUAAGGAGACAGAGGAAAUUCAUUUGUAUAAUAAUUUUACUUGUACGUUCCAUUUAGCGCCUGUAGGUCAAUUCUACCAAUCCGAAGAGUCCGCAUAUCCGCAAUACAAAAUCAAUCCCAAUACCCAAAUUCUCUGGGCAGGAACUGAUAAACCGAAUGACGAACCCAGCUGUGGUUUUGACAACAAACUUUGCCAGAAAACUGACACUCAUCGAAACAGCAUUAUUGUUGCUGGUAUUUUGGCUGUACUGCUCUUUUGCGCAGGCGUUAUCACCAUGAGUAUUUAUAGAAAGUGGAAGAUUGAGCAGGAAAUCGAGGGACUUCUAUGGAAAAUUGACAGAGAUGAUAUACAUACAUAUUAUGAUAGGGAUAUUGGAUCUAGUCCCAGUCGGCUUAGUUUAUGUAGCGCCAGUGUUACCUCGUACGAAUCCAAGGGAGGACUACAAGUAUUCACUACAACAGCCCAAUACAGAGGGGUGGUGGUAAGAAUUAAAGAUCUGACAUUUUCUCGCAAGAAGGAUAUUUCCAGAGAAGUGAUGAAGGAAAUGAGGCUGUUGAGGGAAUUGAGGCAUGACAACGUCAAUUCCUUCAUAGGGGCUUGUGUUCAACCCACAUCCUUGUUGCUAGUCACGGAUUAUUGUGCCAAAGGAAGUUUAUAUGAUAUUAUAGAGAACGAGGAUAUUAAGUUGGAUAAAAUGUUCAUCGCUUCAUUAGUUCAUGAUCUCAUUAAGGGGAUGCUUUACUUACAUCAUUCAAUGUUAUUGUGCCAUGGUAACCUGAAGUCAUCGAAUUGCGUCGUAACUAGUCGAUGGGUGCUGCAAGUUACCGACUUUGGGCUGAUCGAAUUGCGCCAAUUUGCUGCCAUCGACAGCGAGGAAGAACAUCAGACUUAUAGAAAUUUGUUGUGGAAAGCACCUGAAAUACUCAGGUACCCCGAAGCAUUUCCUCGAGGCUCUCAGAAAGGCGACGUCUACGCGUUUGGUUUAAUAUUAUAUGAAAUAAUCGGUCGGAGAGGACCUUUCGGUCCGGUGGACAAUGAACCAAAAGAUAUAGUACUAUCUAUAAAGGAGCCCAAAGAGGGACAACCGCUAGUACGUCCAGACGUAGAGCUACUCUACGAUUCAGAAAUUGGCUGUGAUGAUUAUGUGUUAGAAGUGAUGCAAGAAUGCUGGUCGGAGUAUCCAGAACAACGGCCAGAUUUCGCUACUGUUAGAUCUAGACUAAAGAGGAUGAAGGAGGGAAAGAGCAAAAAUAUAAUGGACCAAAUGAUGGAUAUGAUGGUUAAAUACGCCAAUAAUUUAGAAGAGUUGGUAAUGGAACGUACAAGGCUUCUGUUCGAAGAGAAAAAUAAAGUAGAAGAUCUGCUUCAUAGGAUGCUUCCAAAGCCUGUAGCUGCAAGACUUACAAAAGGUUACGGCAUAGAACCAGAAUCUUUUGAUUUAGUUACGAUUUAUUUUAGCGACAUAGUAGGUUUUACUUCUAUGUCGGCUGAGAGCACACCUUUACAAGUAGUUAACUUUCUCAAUGAUCUCUACACAGUAUUUGACCGAAUUAUCAAAGGGUACGAUGUCUACAAGGUUGAAACUAUCGGAGACGCAUACAUGGUGGUAUCUGGACUGCCAAUUAGAAACGGUGAUAGGCAUGCGGGCGAAAUAGCUUCCAUGGCAUUGGACUUACUUUCUGCCGUUAAAAAUCAUUCCAUAGCGCACAGACCAAAUGAAACAUUGAAACUUAGGAUAGGAAUUCAUACAGGUCCAGUUGUUGCCGGAGUUGUAGGGCUAACUAUGCCCAGAUACUGCCUCUUCGGCGACACGGUGAACACCGCGUCCAGGAUGGAGAGUAACGGCGAACCUUUGAAAAUUCACAUCAGCAUGCAAUGCAAAGAUGCCCUGGAAAAGGUCGGUGGUUACGUCAUUGAAGAAAGAGGGUUGGUCAGUAUGAAAGGCAAAGGCGAAGUGGAGACGUUUUGGUUGGUGGGAGCAACGGAACAAGCUAUUCAACCGAGAGAGGUGGAUUUGACUGAGCUACCGCCGCUGUUUUGCAGGCCCAGAAGGAGUCCAAAAUUGAACAAUGAAUCCAGGCAGGCGUCGAUCAUUGGUGGGUUCAACGGGUUGAAUAGUCGGAGACACUCGAGUGUACCUAGAGGUACCAGCAUAGACAUCGAAAGCUGCUCGACAUUGCAGAAUUAUAGUCCGGUGGUGCAAUCCCGUAAUUUUCUCAAAGUUAACAGAAACAACUUGCAUGUUCCAGACCCUAUAGGGUCCAAACUAACGAUCAAUACGGCAUUCGGAAGUCAACUGAUCGAAGCCCCUGAAGAGGGUAGACCAAAACCACGACCUAGACGGGUUCUGUCCAGUAUAGCUUCAAGCUCCGAAGAACCCCAUAAGAGUUUUGGUGGCCUAAACAAAAUCAGAGAGUUCAAGUCCUUGGAUCCAUUGCCUUUGUUAGGAAGGAAGUCAAAUAAACCACCCGACCUGAUAGAUGCCUUUUUACAGGGCAGGAGACGUUCAACCAAAAGCUUAGAUAACUGUGAUAAGUGCGGGGAUAUUCAGAUAAUAGCAAUACCGACUGACAAAAUGGUGAAUAACAAUUUCCAGAAUGGUAAUUUGCUAAAUGUAAUGCCAGAAGAGAUGCAUGGUUUUAUAGAGGACGCGCAGGUACCUUUGCUGAGCCCACCCAAAGUACAAAAUCCUGUUAUAGUUAGGCGAAGAGGAGGCAGCGACUUUAAUGAUUUUCUAGGCAGUGAUUCGUCAAAACCAAAACUAACACAUUCUUUGGAUGCUCUGCCAACACUGGACUAUCAAAACAGAUUAGUGCAGAAGACUUCCUUCAAAAAAUGGUUGGUUGGAAUUUUUAAUGGCAACAGUUUGAAAUCUAGCGACACCUCGUUGCGAAAAGGCGUCUUGAACGAGUUGAACGAUUAUAACAAUUUACAACAGCCCGACACUGAGAGUAUGGUUUAAAAGCAAUCAUACAAAACUAAACAUUGAGAAAAGUUUCAUCGAUAAACUUUUCAACUUUACUGAAUGAAAAAACAAGAAGGAAAUGAUUAUUAUUCGAUAUUUUAUGCGAUUUAUUAGAUAGUUACAUGGUUCUAGAGUACCCAAUACUUGAGGAAAAUGACAAAGUUAGAAUAUUUUCUUAAAACAGGAGAGUAAACAAACUAAGAUAGUUUUUAGUUGCUACAUUUUGACUUACUUUAUUUGGUAUAUAGGUAAAAAAAAAAGUUUUCAAAAAACUUUAAUUUUAUGUCUGAAGGUUUACCUAUCUUCUCAAAACCUUGUAGCGUGUUAUAAGAGUUUUUAUUGUUGCUUGAACGUUUUAUUAUAAAUUAUUUGUUUUGACUUUUUAAUUGUAUAUUUUACUCUUUUUAUAAUGUAUUCUAAAAAUGGAAACGGUAACUCCCCAGAGCUGUGUAUGAGUUUGUGAUAUUUUUUAUACUAAAAGAUUUUAACAAUUAGCUCCAAGAGCUAGAAAAAUUUAAUUAUUAUAUUUUUUUAUUUUUUUUACCACUUUCGUGCGUGCCGAAAAAGUAAGUCUUGAUGCAUCACAAUCAAUGGUUGGAUGGCAAAAAAAAAUUAGUCAAAGAGAAAAAAAUCCCAGUGUAGAUAGCACUAAACUUUAGUCACUAUAUAGAAUACAAAAUACUUGAAAUAAGGAUUUCUACUUAAUGUUUAAGUUUUUAUAUGCCUAAAUUAAUUUAACAUUAUUACCUACAUUAUGCAAGAUGUUUUUAAAAUAGCACUUUUUAUACAAGUGCUUUGGUGACUCAAGUUGUAAACGAGUAUAAAGAAGUUUUUGUCUAUAGAAAGUACUACAUGGUUGUAUGUAACCUAUAGAUUUUUAAUGGCUGUCUGAGAACUCAAAAGCCCUCUCACAGAAUAUGUAUUUUCUCAAGCUUCUCUUAUAGCAUCUAAUAUUAUUAUCGUGAGAAAAUCUUAUUACGCAUGAAAACGUCUCAUUUCAAUUAAAUAGGGUUUUCGACAAUGCUCAAAGCAGUCAUAGAAUUAAUGUUUAUCAAUGUGCUUUGUAAUUCAAUGUCAAACAGUUUCUGAAACAAAUUUUAUUUUUAUUUUGCGAAUAAAUGUUCUUAUUUUUUCAAUUAUAAUAAAUGUUAAAGGUACCUAUGUCUCAAACUAUGUGUGUUUUAAAAAUAAAUGUAAAACAGACCCGAUCAGUUAGAGGGUUUAAUACUAGCUUAGUGUUUGAAGGGUAUUGGAUUCAUAAUUUAGAGAAUAAAUUACCACUGUCUGGACCAGUUUUUUUUUUCUAUUUUUGAUUUAUGUCGAUUUUUUUUCCAAAAGCAAACUUUUGUCAUAAUUGUAAUAAGGAAUAGUCUCAUAUACAUAUAUCAUACAUACUGCUUACAGGUUUCAUUUAUAAAAUAAAUCAGGAUUAUUCCUGAGAUGAUUACAGGAACAUAAACAAACGUAUAAAACUGCCAAUGUCCAAUAAUUUUCGAUAUCUUCAGUACAAAAGCUUAACACUAAAUGAAUUUCAGAAAAAAAUAGGCAAUCAUCAUCGUAAAUCUGCUUUUCUUGAUCUUUGCAAGUCCAAAUAUUUUGUCCAUAAAACAUCCUCGUCAAACCUUGGCUUUUUGAAGUGAUCAUCUGCAGACUAAUAGGAAUCCGUUUCAUUUGAGAUAAUGUCUUGGUUUACACAAGUUUUGCUACAUUUGAGAUAAUGUCUUGGUUUUCACAAGUUUUGCUAUAUUUGCACAACAUUUGUUCCAAGUGCUGCCACCAACUAAUAAAUAUUUUGAUCCUCGGAUUCAGUGUCCAUAACAUGCAAAUUAUUACUUCCCAGCAGUUGCAGUUUAGUUUUCCUUUCUCUCAGGAGAAUGCGCCUUCAGAAUAUUUCUUGAGGUCAUCAGGAAAAUUGUUUUUGAUGUCUUCAUCAAGUCCACAAUUCCUCUGAGCAAUAAAUGUUUAGUCCCUCCAAACUCGUUUAUUUGAAUUAUCUUAAUUUGGGUUCGUUUUUGUGAUGCUGCAUCUCAGAAGAAAAAGCAUACCUAUCCUUCUCGUCCCAACUAGAAUUUAUGAAGCUAAUAGUUCUUAUCGAUAAUUGUUUACAUUGCUCUCAAAGUGUUCGUUGAUUUAAAAUCCUCUGCUGCUCAGUUAGAAAUACUUCGAAGAAUUCAAGUUAUGGAGGUUCAAAAAAACGAAUUUUAUCAUUUUUCUGAAUGCUGAUUCUAUCAAAUUCAACUACAAAUUGACAGUUUUGACACCAACCAAAUCUUCAAUCCAAUACCCUUAAUGAAACACUCCCAAAGUCCUAUAAUGGUGCAAUAUCCGUAAAUGUAUCAUCACAUGUAUUUGUUUUUGGUUCCGGCAAUAUAUUUUUUAUAGAAUACUUACAUUUUUAUUAUUUAUUUAUCCAUUGAAUGUCAAUUUGUUUUUAUUUUUUAGUUGUAUUUUGUUUGUUUUUCUAAUAUUAAAUAAUAAAGCUUGCACAGCAAAGCAAGUUUCAUUGGUAACUCUUAUUAUUGUUAAUCGCACAGUGCAAAACUACUUCAAUUUGUUCAAUAAAAUGUUAAUUUGCCAGGUUCUGCAUUAAAUUGAGUUUAUUUUAAUUUAGCAUAAGUCAUAUCUUAUAUAAAAAAAAAAAAGGAAAAAUCACCGCAGAUCUGUUUAGCGAACGGUUUUGAAGAAUCAAUUUGUGAACAUGGUUUAAAAAACCAGAUUGUGUUCCGAGGCUGUGAAUAUUUUGGACUUUUGCAAUUUUGUCCUAGUUAUACUUGGCUGAUUUUAUUUCAAUUAUUUUUUCUUGAGUUGAAGAGGACUGGAUAAGAAUAUCCUUUUUCGAUAUUCUGCUGAGAAGCCCAAAUAGAAGUCUCGAUAUAUUGCAGAGUCAUGCUGAGAUUUUAUUUUUCUCUGGCGCUCAGUGAGUGUGCAGGUACUUGUUCUGGAGCUAAAAAGCUCACACGGACCUUCUCUAUAGUUUCAAAUCCUCUGCUGACAUUCGUAUGAAACAUUCCAAAUAUUGAUAUUUCUAUAUUACACCGAAAACAGAACACAAUUUUUAAAGUUGCAAGACAAGUGUUGGUUUGUUUGGAGUAGUUAAAUAAUCAAAUCAAGAAUUCUUACAUUGACAAUAAUAAUUGCAAAAGUCCAGAACGGAGAAUAUCAGUUGUAAAUAGUUAGGCUAAGUAAUAAUUCCUUUGUCGUAAAAAAAAAAAAUAGCUAGUAAGUAGUGGUGUUUAGCAAAGUCAGUGACACCAAAACUUGGUCUGAUUUAUGUUUUCACGUAUAUCCAAGCACCAUAUUAAAGUAGAUGUGCCAUCAUAACUUAAGUCAAUGUAAUGUAUUUAAAAAUAUUUUGUGUAGAAGAAAUACCAAUUAUUUUAAUUAAUUUUACUAUUAAAUGUAAGCCAGAAAGUGUUUUUUUUAUAAUUAAGUUCAUUUAAGAAAACACCUUUAUUUUUACCUACAUCUCAGUAACAUGAAAUACAGGGAUAUUCAAACAAAAAAAAAAACACAAUAAUAAUUAAGUUGAAAUUAAUUAAAACAUUUGGUCUAACAGCUAAAUGUAAAUACUAUAAAUGUUAUUAUGUAUGUAGGUAUUGUUUCAUGAAUAUACAUAUUUAUUUUACACAA